AUGCCAGUCAUAUAUUUGUAUCCAAAAAAAGAAAUGGAUGUUAAUGUUAACAUCAAAAUCAAUGAUGGAAUUUUUUCAUUUGUUUACCCAUCUUUCGAUGAAGGAAGCACAUGGAAAGUUAAAGCAUAUCCAUCAGGAGAAAUCGAACACCUUGGAAAGAAGAUGAGAUAUCUCUUCUGGGAAACACUCUUCUAUCCUAAUCUCAACAUGGGACGAGGUUUCAUCAUCAAAGGCGAAGAUUGUGUUGAUUUCUUCCAUGAUAAACUCAAAAUGAUGAAUCUCAAUGAUUGUGAGAUAUGUGACUUCAUCACAUACUGGUGUCCAAAACUUGUCUCUUACAAAUUCGUCAAAAUAUGCUUCCAAUUCGAAAACUUCGACGAUAUGUGUCCACUGACUGUCGAACCUAAACCACAAAACAUAAACAGAGUCUUCUUCGCUGCUCUUCCUCUCGACUCCCCUUGUGAUAUUGAACCACAAGAUCUUCCAAGAUUCAAUCGUGAUGGCUUCACAGUUAUCGAGUGGGGCGGAACAAUUGUUUCAACUUUAAACUACUAA
Molecule: messenger RNA, 555 nt
Organism: Trichomonas vaginalis G3
Lineage: Eukaryota; Parabasalia; Trichomonadida; Trichomonadidae
Exons: 1
Coding region: 1-555 (184 amino acids)
Source: RefSeq, a predicted model, not a curated record